This is a messenger RNA of Drosophila willistoni, 6479 nucleotides long. RefSeq names its product ATP-binding cassette sub-family A member 13 (gene ldd). NCBI's taxonomy places the organism in Eukaryota, Metazoa, Arthropoda, Insecta, Diptera, Drosophilidae. Gene Ontology annotation, biological process: lipid transport; transmembrane transport. Gene Ontology annotation, cellular component: membrane; intracellular membrane-bounded organelle. The transcript is spliced from 15 exons. The record is from RefSeq and is a predicted model, not a curated record. Bases 216 to 6257 code for a protein of 2013 amino acids. Gene Ontology annotation, molecular function: ABC-type transporter activity; ATP binding; lipid carrier activity.
GUGUGUUUAUGAUUCGUGAAUUGAAAUUGAAACUGAUCUCUUCCCAGUCCAGUUAAAAGUGAAGUAUCUCAGCGGCAACUAUCGGCAUAGCGGAACCCACAAACAAAUGCAGUACAAAAUGCAUGUAUGAGAAAUUACAACAAAAAAUUGCAUUUACACCUAAUUAGGAAACUCGGCUAAGUGAUCGUGAUCGUGAUCAGUUAGAUUGAAUCAACAUGAAUUUGCAUUUCAAGAGACAUGAGAUAGGAGUGCUCCUAAGGAAAGAUCUUCUUGUGCGAUGGCGUCAAAAGGGUCUAACCCUGACCCUAUUAUUAUGGCCCGUUAUUAUAUUUAUGCUACUCUAUAUCAUACGACUGAAAUAUGGAUCAAAAGUGAUUGAAGAGUGCCAAUAUCCGACUAGACUGUUGCCCACCAAAAACCAAGUGGUCCCAAGUGCCUUCUCAUAUAUAUGCAGUAUAGAGAAUAAGUGCCUAAAGACCGAACCCUAUGAAGAGUAUUCAAAAUGGAAAGAAGCACCUUUACACUCGGUGAUUGAUGUGGUAAAUGCUUUUGUCACUGACGAACGUUUGCACCAUGCGGUCGUGGAACUGGCCGAUAAGGCUAAUUUUGUUGGUGCCAUCACUACGUUGAUUACCAGUGAUCGUUUGGACAUUAUACGCACCAAUAUUAGCGCAAUUAUAUCGCUGGUACCUGAAAUCGAGCGCAUGGUGGAUUAUAGUUUUGAUAUCAAGCAUUUAUUUUCAAAUCGCGAGACAUUUGUAAAAUUUGGCAAACUUUUGUGUGGACAUCCGUUUCCUAGCACAGAAAGCAUUCCAUUGGUCAACGAUAUACUCGAUUCGGAGGACUUUAGCGCGGCAAAUGAUAAUGAACUGGAGGCUAUGCCAAGCGGUCGUCGUCGUCGUCGUCGAAGCCUUAAUCAAACCUCAGACUGGAGGCCAUCCAAGUAUUGCAAGCGUUUGUAUUUGGAUGUAACAUCCACCAACCAGGGUAAACUGACUUGGAAUACCGUUAAGCCGAUUAUACAAGGACGCAUUUUGUAUACUCCACCCAAUGCGGAUACGGAAAGCAUUAUUAAAUUUGCCAAUGCCACAUUCGAGGAAGUGGAUAAACUGAAACAAUUGGCCACGGCUGCUGCCACAAUAUUAACCAAAUUGCAUACGAAUGCAACCUUUCAGGAGGCCUUUGAUAAUCUCCUGAAACUGGCGCGUUCCCCGCUUGUUAAGGGUCUGGUGGGUGAUGAGUUCGAUAUUGGUGAAAUCGAACGGGUCUUCACCUAUAUACGGACCAAUCAAUUGAUCUAUGACAUCUUGACCACUGUUAGCAAUCUUUUGGAAUGCGUUUCCGCCGAUCGUUUCGAAGCGGUUUCAAGUGUUGAGCAAUUGCAGCGACGAGCCUAUGAAUUGAAUCAGAAUCGAUUAUUUUUGGCUGCCAUUAAUUUUGAGCAAACGGAGGGUAAAAAAUUGUCAUACAAAAUGCAUAUGGACACGGAUAAUACACAGCCGACAUUCGAGAAUCGGAAUCGUUUCUGGUUCCCUGGACCAGCGGAUAGUAUGCUAGUGGAUCUAAAAUAUCAUCGAGGUUUUGUGCAAAUCAAACAGAUGAUCGAUCUGGGUAUCAUUAAGUAUAAACGUGAACAAUUGGGACCCAUCAAAGAGGACAAUGAAUUGGAAUUGAAUUCAACAGCUCUGAAAUCCGCCUUCAGCCCAUUCACCGUACACCGUGUGGACGAUGAUGAUUUGGAUUUUGAUGACGACUGGAGUGUCGAAUCAAGUGGUGAUAGUAAGACAACCACAGGAGAAACCACCAUUGAAACAACCGAAACGCCACCAAUGACGACUACAACAGCAUUAGAAGCUAAUGAGGAUCAGUCCAGUGUUAGUACCAUGAAUCCAGAGAUGUUGCUUCUCAAUGAGAAUGUCCCAGAGGAACGUUCGGAACGUGUCAAACGUCAGGGAUUAUUGGAUUUACUAAGUAGUUUUGGCGGUGGGGGUGGUGCCAAAAAGAUUACCUACGAUGUGGAUGAUAUGCAGUUCUAUACGAAGCAAUUUCCCUAUCCCACCUUUGUGAAUGAUGUAUUCAAACGUGGAUUGUACUUAGCGCAAGCAGUUCAGGUGGCCUAUUGCCUAGGAUUGGUAGUGGCUGUGGCCAUUUGUGUCCGGGAGCGUAUCUGGAUGCGAGAAAGUCGCAACAGUAUGCUACUGCGUUCGAUGGGCUUGCAAGUCCAUUCGGAGCUAAUGGCCUGGAUAUUGAUAAGCUUUUUGGAACUAUGCUGCAUAUUCAUUUUGACUAGCCUUGUUCUAUAUAGCGGAGGGAUUUUGGCUUUUACCAAUUGGUUCUUUAUGAUGUUCUACUGUUUAUGUUUUGGACUGUGCCUCAUAUCUUUUUGUUAUAUGUGUUCGAAUUUCUUCACUUCGGCCAAUAUUGGAGCUGUAGCCACUUCGCUGUUAUUCUUCAUCACUCUGUGUCCAUUUAUUAUAGUCCUGAUGUUUGAUGCCAAAUUGAAUUUCUUUGAAAGAUUUCUGGUGGAUCUAUCAUUCACCACGGCCUUUGCCAAGGGCUGGAGUGAGUUGAUGCGCUAUGAGCUGCAACAGGAAGGUCUCGGCUUAAGUCAAUUGAUUCAACUUGGACCCCGAAACAGUGAUUGUGCCAUGGCCUUGCUUAUGUUUGCUUUAGAUCUGGUUAUUUAUGCAGCCAUUGGCUAUGCGUAUCAGCGUUAUAAGAAAACCAACUACAGUUUUGUGAGGGUUAAACGUGGCCAAUUGGAUCCCAAGUUGGGUGCUUCAUUGGCCAAUGCCACGAAACUCUAUGGCCAGAAUUGUGCCCUAUCCAAUCUUACAUUGGACUUUGCUCGCAAUCAGGUCAGCUGUCUGCUGGGACGCAAUGGUGCCGGUAAAAGCACAUUGAUCAAAUUGCUAACCGGACAGAUCAGUCAGACAAGCGGCCAGGUGCUUCUGGCCGGUGAGGAUAAUGUUGGGGUUUGCUGGCAAGAUAAUAUUCUCAUACCAAACCUGAAUGCUCGCGAACAUUUGGAGAUGUACGCCCAGAUUAAGCUAACACCUGGACACAGUGGAGAAAGUGUGGACAAGGAGGUUCGCACCACUCUGAAGAGCCUUAAUUUUGGCCAACAUGAGAGUUAUCCAUCGUGGCAGCUAUCGGGUGGCUACAAACGUCGUCUGUGUGUGGCCAUUGCUUUUAUAGCCUCACCGAAUCUAGUUAUAUUGGACGAGCCAUGUAAUGGGGUUGAUGCCAAGGCCAGAAAGGAUAUCUGGCAACUGAUUGAACAAUUGCGUCAGGGAAGGGCUGUGAUAUUUGCUACUCAUUUCUUAGACGAGGCCAAAUAUCUCAGUGAUUCACUUGUGAUUAUGCGAAAUGGUCGCAUCAUUGCCCAGCAUAGCAGAGAUUCAUUGCAGAAUCUUUGCACAUCCCACUUUAGUCUCUCAAUGCAUUGUUCCGACGCUUUAAGUGCUGCUGCCAUUGUACAGAAGGCCCAGCAAUUGCUGAUGCAAUGUCAAAUUAUGCCAACAGCCGAGGAAACACACAAUUUAAUCAUAAGUGUCAGUUAUGCGCAAAAUCUCACACCCGGCGCUGUGGAAUUCUUGGAGCAUUUGCAGGCCCAGGAGGCAGAUGGCAGCAUUAGCGAUUUACAAUUGACCAGCAGCAGCAGUUUGGAGGAAGAGUUCGAGCAACUGAAUCGCAAUGAAACCGAUUAUCGCAGACAACCGACAGCAGCCAUGGGCAGCAUUGUGGCCGGUCCGGAUGAUGUGAGUGACGAACCACCGAAGGCAUCCCGUCAAUUGCGUUUGCUAUUGGGCAAACGUUUGCGUCACUUUGCCCGAAACUAUCGCCUGUUGUUGUACGUUCUGCUAUUGCCGGCCAUAUUCGAGUUAUGCGCCAUGUGGUUUGUCAGCUAUCGUUUAGAGGAUGAUUUCGAUACGAUCCUGCCGUUUAGUCGCUCCCUCUAUGCUCAGAGUAGUCAGCUCUUGAGUCACGAGGAUCUGGGUAAAUACACAAACAAGUUGUAUCAACGUCUUCACGACGACUGCACCAGCAACAAGGGCCCUGGAUAUCAGUGUCAUGAGUUUAAUAGCUCGAAGGAGGCCUUCCAUUGGGUCCUCACCAGUCUAGAUGAGUAUCGGGAACGUCGCUAUGGUGGCUAUGGAUUGAAUGGCAGUGGUGCCACUGUAUGGUAUAACAACAAGGGCUAUCACUCCAUGAUGGCCUGGCUGAAUGAUUUGAAUGUCCAAAUUCUGCGAACCUCACUGAAUGAUUCAGCCUACGAUUUGGUGGCAAAGAACGAACCCUGGAAACUGGGCUUUGCCGAGCUGAGUACCAGCUCCGUUUUACGCCAGGCCGGUGACUCAUGCAUGGUGUUCAUUCUAUUGAUAGCCUUUGGCUUGGUUGUCGCUGCCAGCUCUGUUUACUUGGUCAACGAACGCAUCAAUGGUGAGAAAUUGCAGCAGCGCUUAUGCAAUGUAAGUGCCAUAACCUAUUGGCUAAUGGCCUUCAUUUGGGACUAUUUGAUCAUGGUGUUGACAUUGGUUAUAUGCCUCGCUGUGGUCUUUAUCUUUAAUAUGCCUGUCUUUGUGGAUCGCCAACAAUUGGCGGGAAUUAUUGGAUUAUCCCUAAUGUUUAGUUUCGCCUGCGUUCCAUUGGUUCAUGUGGCCGAGAAGUUAUUCAGUGACUCUAGCAUUGCCAUUGUCUCGAUCUUUUGUGCGAAUAUCAUUAUACCCCUAGUCACCAUGGGCAUCAUUCUGAUUCUGGGCGUUGUGGGCGAUGGUCCCAGCUGGGAUAGCUGGCGUUAUGGGCUAAAUAAUGCCUUUCUCAUCUUUCCCCAACACGCCCUGGGCGAUGGCCUCUUGGAGAUAUGCAAAAACUAUAUGGUCGCCUUGGUCUUCAGGCGUUACGACAUUGAUUCCUACAAGCAUCCCUUGGCCAGUGAUCUAUUGCAACGGCAUUUCACAGCUCUGGCCCUGGUGGGCAUUGGAGCCCUUAUACUCAACGUACUGAUCGAGUGUCAUCUGCUGCGACGUCUAUGGAAACGUUUGGAGCUACUGCUCGACUGGCAAUAUCGCCGUGAAUUGGAGAAAUUGGGUCAACUGAAACUAGUCAAUAUACAGACCAUAUUUAAGUCAUGCCUGGGAGCCGGUGAGUCACUUCGGGUCGAAAAUCUCUGGUUGGCCUACAGUCGCGGACGGUAUGCGGUGCGUCAAGUGCAUUUUGGUGUACAACCGGGCGAAUGUUUUGGACUAUUGGGCAAAAAUGGGGCAGGAAAGUCGACCAUAUUCAAAUUGUUAACAGGACAAUUGGAGCCAAAUGUGGGGCAUAUACAUUUUGAGCAGCCUGGACUCUCGUAUUGCCCACAAAGCAAUCCUUUGGAUCCUCUACUCACUGUCAGUGAAUGUAUUCUCUUCUAUGGCCAAUUGAGGGGCAUUAAACAUCUCGAUCAAUUUGUUGAGCGUAUACUCAAUACAUACGAGUUGCGAAGCUAUAGCGAUGUACAGGUAAGAAAUCUGAGUGGUGGCAAUCGUCGCAAACUCACAGUGGCCAUCACCUGUUGCGGCUAUACCCCUAAUGUUUUGAUGGAUGAGCCGACCAGUGACAUGGAUCCGGUGACAAGAGAGUUUGUCUAUACGACCAUACAACAGCUGUUGAACUCUCGUCGAGCUGUGAUCCUUACCUCGCAUUCAGUGUCCGAGAUCGAGCAUUUGUGUCAGCGUGUUGCCGUCCUAAAGGGCGGCCAAAUUGUGGCCAGCAAUAGUCCAGCCAAACUGAAGGCCCAAUAUGGAAACUAUUACAGUGUUAGCUGUUUCUGUGCUCCCGCCCAGCAGGCGGCUCUGGCCAAAAUGCUGCCACAGCAUUUGCCAGGUGCCUGUGAGCUGCAGCAUUAUGCACAUUCUCUGCGAUUUUUGGUUAAGGUGCGUUCGGCUACUGAUGAGGACAGUGCGACGCAAUCGCUGCCCAAAUUAUCCCAACUAUUUGCGGCCAUGCGGCAUAUGACAGUGGGUCUGGAGUUGCCCGCCCGUUUGGCCAUCAGCCGCUGUCGCUUUGAGACGGUCUUUGAGCGCAUUCUGGAUAGCAGUAGCAGUAGCUAUGAACCGAAAAAGACGACGACGACAACCCUUACAAAUGGCCAUGGAAUGGCCAAGUUCGAGAAAAAGCUAGAGGAGACGCCGGAUUUGCCUAGCAAAUCGGCCGCAGUUAGUGGCACUUUGGCAACUGGUUAUUUCCAUAAUAACUAUGAGGAGACGGCUACCUAAAUCUAUGUGGACCAGAGACAAGUCUUUUUUUUUUUGUUUACUUCUUAACUUUCAGUUGUUUAUUUUGUGAUAAGAUCGUAUGUUGGACGAUCCAGUGAUAAGUCUCACCUCUGGCACAUAUAAUUUCUUUCUUUUUCGGUGUUCUGAAUCUAUACCUAAGCCUCUCAAAUAGGAUUUAUUUAUGUUUAAGUUAUUAUUAUUAUUAUUAUUUUUUUUCACGGG